Molecule: messenger RNA, 4832 nt
Organism: Myripristis murdjan (pinecone soldierfish)
Lineage: Eukaryota; Metazoa; Chordata; Actinopteri; Holocentriformes; Holocentridae
Product: PC3-like endoprotease variant B
Exons: 21
Coding region: 60-2675 (871 amino acids)
Biological process (GO): protein processing
Cellular component (GO): trans-Golgi network; Golgi membrane
Molecular function (GO): serine-type endopeptidase activity
Source: RefSeq, a predicted model, not a curated record
UCAUUGCACCGGGUAAAAGAUUUCUCCUGGACAUUUCACUCUCUGUGGCUACAGGCUCCAUGUUCAGUGCCAUUGUGCUGGUGUUUGGCUGUCUGCUGCAGAGGCAAACAGCGACCACAGAGGGGCAUCGUGGGACCAAACGCUAUGUCUUCUACGCUGUGGAAAUGGACGGAGGCAUCAGGGCGGCAAGAGCUCUGGCCGAGCAGCAUGGACUAGAGUUCAUACAACGGAUUGGCAGCCUGGAGGGACUGUUCACCCUGAGAGACAGCAGGGGGCGCCCUAGCAGAGCUGCCUGGGAGGAGAGCCUUGCAACCACAGCAGGGGUUCACUGGGUCCAGAGGCAGAAGAGGCACUAUAGAGACAAACGGGACCCUACAACAAGAAUGGACCGCAGCAGCGCUCACAGCUCCCAGAGGAGACAGAGUGUAACUGACAGGCAGCCUGAGGAGAAGAGGAGUGACCACUCCCUCACCUUCAAUGACCCGCUCUGGCCCAUGCAGUGGGAACUGUUUGCACAGGGUCAGUACAGCACUGCAUUUGAUCUUAAUGUGAUGCCUGUUUGGAGCAACAACAUCACUGGUAAUGGAGUUGUGGUCAGCAUCAUCGAUGAUGGUGUGGAUUACACAAACAAGGACCUGAGGAGAAACUAUGAGGCCUUUGCCAGCUUCGAUCUGCGUGGCUCACAUGGUCUGUCUCACGAUCCUAUGCCUCUCAGAAAUGAGGAGAACAGCCAUGGCACCCGGUGUGCAGGGGAAGUUGCCAUGGAGGCCAACAACUCCUACUGCGGCGUUGGCAUCGCCUUCAAUGCCAGGAUCGGAGGUAUCCGCCUGCUGGACGGCUCUGUCACCGACGCCAUGGAGGCCACGGCUCUGACCUUCAACAUCCACUUCAUCGACAUCUACGUCUGCUGCUGGGGCCCACGGGACGACGGGGCUGAGAUGGGAGGGCCGGGCAGCCUGACAGAGCAAGCCCUCCGGCUAGGAACUCGCAAGGGCCGAGGUGGGAAGGGCAGCAUCUUUGUAUGGGCGGCAGGUAAUGGUGGGAUGCACAGUGACCACUGCGGUGCAGACGGCUAUGUCAGCUCUAUCUACAGCAUCGCCAUCGGCGCUGUCACUCAUACGGGGAAGCCCGCCUACUUUGGAGAGCCGUGUCCCGGAGUGAUGGCCGUCACUGUGACAGGGACAAGCGACACAGGCUCACUACCUCUGGUGACACUGACCAACCUGGGGGAUGGCUGUGUCACAUACUUUGCUGGGACGUCCAGUGCUGCUCCCAUUGCUGCAGGGAUUCUAGCGCUUGUCUUAGAGGCUAACCCUGAGCUGACAUGGAGGGACGUUCAGCAUCUGAUUGCCAACACAGCCAAGAUCCCCGACCCCAAAGAGUCAGGAUGGAGCAUCAACGCAGCAGGAUACCAUGUUCACCACAGGUAUGGCUUCGGAGUGCUGGACGCAGCGCUGAUGGUGCAGCAGGCCGUUCGAUUCAACACUGUGGCUCCGCACAGGAAGUGCACACAGGAAGUAAAGCUGCAGCCCGCCAGGAUCAUUUCUUCAGCAAGAGGGGUCAGUAUGACCAUCCAAUCAGAGGGCUGCCGUGGGACAGAUGAUGAGGUCAACACUCUGGAGCAUGCUCAGGUGAGGGUGAGCAUCAGUGCUGUGUGUCGCGGCGACCUCUCUAUAAGCCUGCAGUCUCCAUCCGGCACCAUGUCACUGCUGCUGGACACCCGGCCCAAUGAUGCCUCGGGCGCUGGCUUGAAGAACUGGACCCUGAUGACGGUCCACUGCUGGGGGGAGCAGCCACAAGGCCUCUGGAGCCUCCAGGUGACAGACCACAGAGGGACGGUGAGGAGCUGUGUGAGGCAGGAGGGAGAGGAGGCAGCCGGAGCCUUGCUCAGUGUUACACUCAUCCUCUAUGGCACCUACCACCCACACAGGACCACACAUGCGCUCCCUCAGCCGAGAAGGGCCAAGUCAGUCAGGCCGGUGACCAGAGGGACUGUGAUGUGUAAUUACAGCGUGACCCCUGGCAACCCCCGACUGCCCCUCCCCAGCCUCCCACCCCUCCUCCAAGAGGGACCCCUGCAGAGCGUUGUGUCCAUGGGGUCACGUCACCCCAUCCCUCAGCGCAGGGUGCACCUCAGGAACCGCAGCCCGCCUCUGGACCUGAUUCAGUGGGUCUACCAAAUGGAGAGAGACGGGAAGGUGCGCGCUGCUGAUAUCACCAUCCCGCUAAGACGCAAGAACACAAAACAACAGUUGCACCAUUUGCUGGAUUUGACCCAUUUGGACUUUGACGAUACCAAUGGGGCAGAGAUUCGUUCUCAGCUGCAAGACCUGUGGGAGAAUGUUGGUGACCGUAACUCUGCCGGAAACUGGGCCCUUGACCCAGCCCUGAUGUCCAAUACAGUUUUCCAGUUACAACGGACAGAAGUCAUGCCAUGGUCAUCCUUAGGAUCGAGACCUGCUGCUGCAAUCGAGGCUUUCAAGAUGAGGACUUUCUGGGACAACGUGGAUGGGAACACUGUGUCCUCACCAUCACAGAUUUCCCGGGAUGUUGUCAUGGAUAUAAAGGAGAUGCAACUCUUAAAGAGACUCCUUAGAUCCAGCGAGAGAAAGAGGCAAACAAGGCAGACAGGCAGGGAAAGGUAUAGGGAAGACCGCAGGACAGGCAGCAGGUAAGCAGUUGAAGUAACAAAUAUGAACCAUGGUCGAAUGAAGGGACUGUGCAGAUUGCAGUUUACCUAGUCAAGCAAACCAAGUGAUCAUGAAUCAAAUGCAUGGACAGUACUUUGACUGUGUGGCCUCAGAGCUGGCAGAGAUUAUUUAUUGUGGAUUUUAUACAGGGCUUUAAAACUCAAAUCUUUCUCACACAGAGAGAAACACAUGCAAUCACACAUAAAUCAUUCUUCAAAACAAAUUGUUUCAGGAGUUCGCAGCACCCCAGCUGCUUUCUCUGUGUGCGGCUAGAAGUUACAAAGGUUAGUGAAAGAUGUUUGUCUUUUUCCACUUCGUUGAAGGGUGAAUUCAGCUCAGUGCAAUAAGAAAUGGAUUACCCAUUCAUUACAGGGCUGUGUCACUCCUCAUUGAGUUGGACAAACAACAAAUUAAUUUCUAGCCGCCUAAUUUCUCUCUGUUCUCCACUGAAUUUCAGAUAACGUCAAAUUACUGAUCACAGCCAUGUGACCUCCCUCAACUUUUUAUCAAUUCAUUAAAACAUGCCACAACGGAGAUGCUAAAGAGGAAAUACUCUCCUUUUUUAAAGCUUGAUGGGCCACCAAGAUACUGUAUAUAAAAACAGUACUUGAUUCAAAUUAGGGUAUGAAAACAUCAUCCUGUAGCACAUUAAUGCCAGAAGAUAUUAUUUUGUUGGCAUUAAAAGUUCAGCCUAUAGCUUUUUACCAACAUUUUUUAUUCUUGUACACACCGGGGAGAGACCUUGGGGAUUCCGAACCCCCCAAAUGUCACAUGUCAAACACUUUGUUUUUCAUAUCAAAUAAAAGAUUUAAGUGUGAUUUUUGCUUCUCCACAGUCAAGUGCAGGUCUGUAGGAAGGGGUGUUUUUGUAAAGUAGCAGUAGUGUAUUGACAGGGCAGUAUUGAUGUUUCAAUUAGAACAGCGUUACAUAGUGCCGCAGCAUGGUAACACGGUGCAUCUCCUGCCAUCUGCUCUGCCUCCACGUCUGACGAACGAGGCACGUGGGGCUAAUCGAGCUGCACAUGAGCGAUGGGACCGCGAGAUCUAUCUCACACACACACACACACGCACACACACACAUACACGCACUUAUCCUAUACACACGUCCUUAUGCAGAAAGCAGGGGGAAGGACGAGGGAAAGCUCCUCGGCCCUGCUGUUUAGACAGCUCUCAGAAACCAGGGAAAGCCUGUGAUUCCUCCCCGUCUCCCUUCACAUGCGCUAUAGGAGCAGCCAACAGGUCUCUGACAAGGAACAGGGAAACAUACCAGAUGCAUGCGCUAAAAUUCUUCAAAAGCUCAUCUGACACAGACACACCAAGAAAAAAAAUCAAAAGGGAAUGGCUUCUGCCAGGUUUUCGCGUGCUGGGACGGUAUGAAAUAACAGCGUGCAUUAUGCCUGGCAUUAUUGCCUGCCAAACCACACGAAUCAAAGACCUCAUUGUGUGGAUUACCUCGUUAAUCUGUUGAUGCCAUUGAGUAGUAUUGCAGGUGUUAAUGUGCCAGGUUUUUUCCCCUUCUCUUCUCUUAUUGGGGAGGUGUAGCGUUAGGUUCGUAAUCUGCUUUAAAUGCUUUCUGGGGAAUGAGACAUGUUGAAACCCAGCCAAGAGAACUCUGCUAUCGUGAAGAGCUUUCUUUUAAUACAGCAUACGGUGGGGACUGGGGCUGCAGCUCGUGGUGCCAGUGGGGAUGAGCUAGCAAGCUACACGCCCCACGCCACUUGUUGAAAUAUAUGACUGUAUGAAUAAUGAAAGAGGAAAAGGAAAGUGAUAUGGCUAAACCAGUCCUGCGACGACAUCCAUCACAGAAAUGGCUUAUUGCUCUUCUUCUAUUUCCUCCUGCACAAAUCCCAAGUUCAGUCCCUCUUCACAGUGUCUGACCAAAGCUCAGCUCCACGGCUGCCUGUGUUGAUAGAAGAAACCACCGCCUUUUAGAGGUGAACUCCCAAACCAGUAGACAGAAAAAGAAAAAGAGAGAGAGAAAGAUAAAGAGGCAGAGAGAGAGAGAGAGAGAGAGAGAAAGACAGAGGGAGAGAGAUGGAGAAAGAGAGGUAAUCCUCCCUUUUUUCUGCUCACUGGGGUGGUCUCUUCAUCUAGAGCCUCAAAGAGGGACAGAAUACACCUCCCCGCUACAAUGGAGGGGACC